ACAUAUAUAUACAGUUUUUGACUUUGAUUUGUUCUUUCUUUAAACUUCCACACAAAUCUCUCUUUGCAUCACUCUCAAGAUUUCAUCUUCCCCCAUACUGUUCAAAUCCUAUAUAAAAAUCCCAGACAAUCUCCACUCAACUUCCCUUUCAGCUCCAAAACACAAAAAUGGAGAAAUUCGUGUCCAAUCCUGGAGAUCCUUCCAUGGAUUUCCCUCAACAUUUCAGGUGCCCCAUUUCCAUGGAGCUCAUGAAGGAUCCUGUCACGAUCUCCACAGGGGUCAGCUACGAGCGACGAAACAUCGAAAAGUGGUUCCAUGUCUACAAGAGAAGAACAUGUCCCGCCACAAUGCAAUCCAUCGAAACCCUGGAAAUGACUCCGAAUCACACCCUGAAGAGAGUGAUCGAUGCAUGGCUGGACUCGCGGGCCGAUCACAAGCCUUCUUUUUCUGCCAAGCACGAUGAAUUGGAGAUGAUUCUUGGGACGAUGGAUUCGACCCCGUUUAAGGUGAGUUCCUUGAGAAAACUCAGGUCUCUCCUGAAAACAGGAGAUGAUGUGAAGGAAGAUUUUAGGAAAUCAGGCGGGAUGGAGCUGCUUGUCAGGAUAAUGCUGCAGAUUUCAGUCGAAAACCAUGAUUUUCUGUCGACGUUUAGCGCUUGUGAGGAGGCCUUGUUGGUUCUCCACCAGGUCCCGUUUUCGGCAGAUGAUGACGAAAUCCUCCAGCUCCUGAUGAGACCAGACUGCAUGAGAUCCAUGGCAAUCAUGCUCCAGAGGGGCAGCUCGGAAGCCAGAUUCUGUGCCAUUUCGAUGUUUCAGAAAAUGGCGAAAGCCGAUGCUCGUCGCUGGAAAAGCGUUGCACAGGAUCACGGGAUUGAUUUCUUCAAGUCCCUGAUGGAAACUGUAUCGGAUGAUCAAAUAUGCGCGAAAGCAAGUUCUUCUGCUCUAAACCUGCUGACAGAAACCCUGGAAUCGUCGAAGAAAUCUAGGUUGAAAGCCGUCGAAGCUGGAGCAAUCUGCACGCUGAUUGAGCUUCUGCCCGAAUCAUCAAACAGGUCAAGAUGUGAGAAAAUCAUGCAGCUGAUAAAGCUGCUGUGCGAGUGCGCUGAAGGGAGACUGGCCUUCAUCGAGCACGGACUCGGGAUCGCGGCGGUGUCGAAGAAAAUGCUGAACGUCUCGAAUGCGGCGACCAAAAUUGGGGUGAAGAUCUUGUGGUUGGUUUCGAGUUUUCACCCGACGGAGAGGGUCCUGGAGGAAAUGCUGGUUUACGGGGCGGUGCAAAAGCUGGUGGCGCUGCUGAAUGUUGGCGGCGGCGGGGGGCGGGGGACCACCAGGGAUAGGGUGGUUAGAAUCUUGAAGCUGCACGGCGGGACGUGGCGGCGGUUCCCUUGUUUUCCCGGUGAGCUGAAGAAUUACUUGGGGCUGGGGAAUGAUUCUUGCUGAAGGCAAGGCGAAUAUUACUGGAGACAGAGAGAUGAAUACUUAUAAUAUAUUUAUGAAUAUUGAAUAUAUACAUGUAAUUCUUUGUUUAUUAUAAAUGCUAAAUAAAAGUAAAAGUAGCAGGUUAGAGUUGAAUUGUAGCAAAUAUAAAAAAAUGUCCCAAAUCCCAAUUUAAGGUACAAUUAUUACGCA
Sesamum indicum (sesame) is the source of this 1628-nucleotide messenger RNA. RefSeq names its product E3 ubiquitin-protein ligase PUB23-like. NCBI's taxonomy places the organism in Eukaryota, Viridiplantae, Streptophyta, Magnoliopsida, Lamiales, Pedaliaceae. Gene Ontology annotation, molecular function: ubiquitin protein ligase activity. Gene Ontology annotation, biological process: protein ubiquitination. The record is from RefSeq and is a predicted model, not a curated record.